This is a messenger RNA of Hydra vulgaris (swiftwater hydra), 2756 nucleotides long. Its product is annotated as potassium voltage-gated channel subfamily H member 7. Lineage: Eukaryota; Metazoa; Cnidaria; Hydrozoa; Anthoathecata; Hydridae. Gene Ontology annotation, biological process: regulation of membrane potential; potassium ion transmembrane transport. Gene Ontology annotation, molecular function: voltage-gated potassium channel activity. Gene Ontology annotation, cellular component: plasma membrane. The record is from RefSeq and is a predicted model, not a curated record.
UUACAGAAAAUAAAUAACUAUAAUGGCUGACGAAAUAACUUUAUUUUAAUACCGAACAUCGUUAUUUCUAAAACUUCUUAGCAAGUUUUCUCAAAAACCAACAGAUGAUUUAAGUUUUUGCAGUGAUAGAAUAUGCAAAUAGACUACCGUCAAAUUAAAAAUAAAAUUUCAUAAGAUACAAUAUAGGGUCUUAGGUGACCUUCAGGGUUCCCGUGACUGCAGUUCAAAAGCAUUCAAAAGAAAUUUUUCAAACGAAAUGAUAUGGCACGAAAGAUUCUGUCAAAUGCCUUUAAAAAGUCUUCUUCUUUACAAAUCAUGUUAAGGUGUAGUCGAUAAUUUACAUCCUAUCGUUUGUUAAACUUUCCAUGAGUUUAAAUAGAACAGUCGCGAGAGAAACAAUUCUGUAGUUCACUGGAAGUCUUUUUUUAAUAGCCAACUCCAUCAUGUUAGAUUGUCCAAUAAUCUACUGUAGUGCACAACUUUCAGCAAAAAUGAAAUAUUCACGUACCACAGUGCUUCAAAAAAGUGCAUAUCUUGAUUUUCUUUUUGGAAAACAAACCGAUCUACUCUCAAUUGAAUGUUACAGAGAUGCCAUUAACUUAAACAAGAAGCAAAAUGUGGAGUUACUUCUCUAUGAUAAGUCAGGUUUUAAAGCAUGGUAUUUGGUAUCAACAGUUCCUGUUGUUAAUUACUGUCUUGAAAAAGUGCUUAUUUUAGUGUUCUUUAAUGAAAUAGAGCAUUUACAAAAGUCAUUGAACGGCCAUGAUUCACCAAAAACAAAGUGGAAAAAAAUUGGAAAGCGAGUAAUGAUAAAAAAUGAAUUAAAAUUAUUUGUAAAAAGAAAAGUUAAUGAUAAUAAAAGGUCUUUAGAAGAAAUAAUCAACUUUUAUAAUCAGUUGUUUAUACCAUUCUAUGGGCGAGAAAAAGUUCAGUUACCAUUCUAUAUUAUUUCUCAAAAUCAUAUUUUGAAAAGAUACUGGGAUUUGUUUAUAUUGUUUAUCAUGGUGUACACUGCAAUAGUGCUUCCAUUUUCUAUCUGUUUUAAGAUGUACCCCACAGUUAUCAAUGUUUUGGAUCACAUCUUCGACAGUGCAUUUAUAGUUGACAUUGGAUUAAAUUUUAUCACAACAUAUGUUGACAAAAAUGGUGUCCUAGUCACUGAUUUAAAAAAAAUAAUGAUGAAUUAUUUAAAAGGAUGGUUUUCAAUGCAUAUUGUUUGUGCCUUGUUAUCUUUCAUAUCAUCGCUUUUUCAUAGUGAAAAGGAUUCUGUUUAUGCAAUUCGAACCUUAUUACUGGUCCGAUUACUACGAUUAACUAUAGCUCCUAAGAAGUUGCUUCCAUAUUUGGACAACAAUAUUUUUACAUUGUUUGCAUGGAUGCUUUUCUAUUUUAUGUGUGCUCAUUGGUUAGCCUGCAUAUGGUAUUUGAUUGGAUUUCAAAUUGAUGUCAUUGUUAAGCCAAAUAAUAAUGGAUGGUUAAGUGAUCUUAUGUCAAUAGAGAAUCUCAAUAUUAAUGGUAGCACUACAACAUUAAUUGCUAAUGGAAACGGUCCGGUUAUUGUAGAUUGCUACAUUACAGCUUUAUAUUUUGCUGUGACAAUCUUGUCAACAUGCGGAUUUGGAAAUUGGGGAAAUGCUGCAGAUACAUUGACAGAAAAAUAUUUUACAAUAUUUGCAAUGAUUUUCAGUUGUGUACUGUAUGCUUUUAUAUUUGCAAAAGUCAAUAACAUUAUUGCACAACUUUACCAUGCAACAAAUGAAUAUUCAGCACAAUUGAAUGCAAUACAACAUUUUGUCAAGACAUAUAAAGUUCCAAAUAACAUAGGAUCCCGUCUUGAAGAUUAUUUUAUAGCUACCUGGACAGUAACAAAAGGAGUUAACCGAGAAAAAAUAAUAAAUGGUUUUCCACGUGACUUGCAGUCAGAUCUCUGUUUACGCAUUCAUAAAAAAGUUCUUGAGAAGGAACCAUGUUUUAAAAACAUGUCAAGUAAAGCUCUGCGAUCAGUUUCUCGAUAUUUUUGGGUCUUAAGAACACCCCCUGGUGACAUACUUAUUACUAAUUCUGAGUUGUUGAACUCAAUUUAUUUUGUAGUUUCAGGAGCAUUUGAAGUAAGCUGUGAGGAAGAACUCAUUGGUCUAAUUGGGCCUGGUGAUUCGUUUGGAAAACGGCUUGUUGAACGACCAGAAAAAUCGGUUUGUGAAGUUAAAUCUACAUCCUAUGGUAUUGUACACAGUAUUAAUGUAGAUAGUUUAUUUGAAGCUCUUGCACUUUUCCCGGAAGAACUAAAAAAGAUAAAAUAUACUUUAAAGUUGUCCGUUGACAUUACGAAAAAGAUCCGAAAAGAUGAAAGUAAAUUUAGAGAAUUGCUUUUGAGCAGCUGGGGGAAAAUGACGGAAUCAAUGAAUGACGUAAGUUACUCUUCAUUUAAAGCAACCAAUCUUAAUCAGAAAGACUGUUUCAAUUUUAAUACAAAAACGAGAAAUAUAUUAACUGAGAAUAACCAAGAAGUCGAUAUUGAACUGUGUAAAAAAGUUUCCAUGGAAAUCUCUGAUGACAAAUUUAGUGCUAUAGAAAAGCAAUUAAAAAAUGCGCGAAAAGUUUUCAAGAAAAGAAGUAAUAAAGUAGACUGCGAACUAGGGAAUCAACUUCGUGAGUUGAAUUCUUUAGAUAAAAAAAAAUUUCCAAAUGAAAAUACUUUUGUGUAAUAAUUUUUUAAUCAAAAUGUUAAAUCUAAUUAAAAAAAUAAAUUUACUUUG